CACGAACACAGAGGCACAGUGGUGCGCACCCCGCUCGCUGGGCGUGCCUUUGUCAUUACCGCAGUAGUAUCUCUCGUCUCGUUGCUGGCAAUGCUUGCUCGCUCGCGCAGUCAGCUCUUCCUCGCGAUCACCACCACCUCCGCCUUGUCGCUGUCCCGCUGCGUGCCGCCCUCGUCCCGCGCGCCGGUGCUGCACCGGCGCUCGGCCGGCUCGGCCGUAUUCAUGCAGGCUGGCGCGGCAGCCGGAGGCAAGCGCGCCGCUCGGCGGAGGCGCGGCCAGCCUCAGCCGGCGUCGCACGCGCCGGCGGCAUCGGCGCAGUCGCCUCCCACUGGGCUCGCGAGCGGCCCGGCGGGCGAGUUUGCAGGCUCGCUUCGUGCGUGCGUCCGCAACAAGCAGCCGCACAAGGCGCGUGAGCUGUACGACGCGGCCGACGGCGCGGUCCUGCCGGUGGGCGAGAGCUACGCCGCGGUGAUGCGCGCGCUGCUCAAGCUGUCUCGUGUCGACCUCGCGCUGCAGCUGCACCGCGACCACACGCACGCGCACCCCUUGCUCGCGGACGGCAACACGACCGCCGUGCUCUUCUCUCGGCUGCUCCGGCGCGGCACCUCCGCCGCGGCCGACGGGGUGGCCGAGGCGACGGCGCUGCUCGCGGACAUCGACGCGCGCUCGCCGCCGCCGCGUGACACGUGCUCUGCGCCGCCCUCUCCCGCCUCCCAAACGGCGAGGCUUGCAGACGCGCUCGCCGGCCAAGCGCCCCUCUGGGUCGCUGCGAGCCGGUCGAUGCUGCCGGCUCUCGCCCUCGAGCAGCUACGGCGCGGCGACGCGCCGGCGGCCGAGGCGGUGGCGCUCAGGUUCGCGCGCACGGCUCGCGCGGCUGCGGCGGCGGCUCCUCCCCUCGAGACACUCAAGGCUCUGACGCGCGCGUUUGGCAAGGCGCGUUGCGUGGGCGGCGUCUACGCCUGCCUCGAGGCGGCCGAGAGCGGCGGCAUCGCUCCCGACGCAGAGCUGCUGCAGGUGCUCGUCGACGCGCUCGUCCACGCCGUGCGCUUCGUCAAGGGCGGCGUCUCGAUGGAGACCCUGCCCACCGGCGGCCUCGCCGAGGUCGCUUUCGUCGGCCGCUCCAACGUCGGCAAGAGCUCGCUCGUCAACAUGGUGCUCGGACGGCGCGCGAUCGCGUACACCUCAAAGACGCCGGGCAAGACGCAGCAGUACAACUACUUUGCCGUCAACGAGGGGCGGGCAGUCGGCUCGUUCCACCUCGUCGACAUGCCCGGCCUCGGCUUCGCUAAGGUCGCGGCGCCGCUCCGCGCGCGCUGGAACGCCUUCCUCUCCGAGUACUUUGCGUCGCGGAGAGAGCUGCGGAUGGUGGUGCACCUCAUCGACUCGCAGGUGCCGCUUCAGGAGACAGACGUGUCAAUCAUGCAGAUGGUUGGAGCUGCCGUGGCCGCGCGCUCCGAGCAGGAGGGGAGUGGGCUGGCACCCCCGCUGGACUACGCGGUGGUGCUGACCAAGGCGGACAAGAAUGACGGCCGGGUGAGCAGCCGGACAGUGGAUCAGGUGCGGCGUGCGCUGGAGUCGGCGGGCUGUCCUGCUGCGACACCGCUCGUGCCCUCGAGCGCCAAGACGAGGAUGGGCCGCGAGGCGGUGUGGAUGCUGCUGCGGGAGGUGAUGAGCGAGGUGAGGCUGGAGGAGUCGUGAGAUAUGUCAAAAACAUCAGCAGCAGGUGCAGAGCUGUGGCACAGCUCACACAG
Molecule: messenger RNA, 1751 nt
Organism: Emiliania huxleyi CCMP1516
Lineage: Eukaryota; Haptophyta; Isochrysidales; Noelaerhabdaceae
Product: GTP-binding protein engB
Exons: 4
Coding region: 91-1698 (535 amino acids)
Molecular function (GO): GTP binding
Source: RefSeq, a predicted model, not a curated record